Anopheles marshallii is the source of this 2478-nucleotide messenger RNA. RefSeq names its product multiple epidermal growth factor-like domains protein 10. The record is from RefSeq and is a predicted model, not a curated record. The transcript has 4 exons. NCBI's taxonomy places the organism in Eukaryota, Metazoa, Arthropoda, Insecta, Diptera, Culicidae. Bases 1 to 2478 code for a protein of 825 amino acids.
AUGGAGUUCAAACAUUUGCUCUGGUUGGCUGGAGUAUUGUGCAUUUGUUCGAGGCCAUUCGGCGUUGAAGCCGAAAGUAAUCCCACCUGCAGCGAAAACGUAAAGAUAUAUUCGGCGAAGUCAUCUACCUAUUAUACGACUAGUACCAUAAGUUGUGGAGGAUGGAAUCGACGCGAAGUAACAUAUCAAUGCCCUAAAACAACUUGUUCCCUGGACUAUUCUUUAUCCUCCCGAUCUAUUUGUUGCCCCGGUUUCUACACCAAUUCCGAUGGCUUAUGUAUACCGGCCUGCAAAUCGCGCUGUGAGAAUGGUUAUUGUGCAGAACCUGAUAAGUGCAAAUGCUUGGACGGCUAUACGAUGGUCAGUGGAGUUUGUAAGCCCGUGUGCAGUAACUGCCAGAAUGGGACGUGUGUUGCCCCGAACCAGUGCAUAUGCAACAAGGGCUUUGAGCGCAGCAAUGGAGGUACUUGCGUUCCAAAGUGCAACGGCAUCUGUUUGAACGGGAUCUGUACCACAAGUGGAGAGUGCAUCUGUGCGGAAGGGUACUUCAAAAGUACGGUUAUCGCGGACUAUGACGGAUUCGGAAACGCAACACUGUGCGUGCCGAGCUGUGAUAAGCCUUGUCAAAACGGUCAGUGCGUCGGGCGUAAUCGAUGUCAAUGUCGCGAGGGAUUCCAGCCUUCACAAGAUCAGUUUCAGUGCGAACCGAUCUGUACAAACGAUUGUGGCAAUGGCGUGUGUACGGCUCCGAAUAUCUGCCAAUGUAAUCAAGGCUACCGGUACGAAGUUGAUCGAUGUGCACCAGUGUGUGAUCCACCAUGUCGGAAUGGUGCCUGCGUGGAGCCCAAUGUGUGUGACUGUCACGAAGGAUACAAGAGACCGACGGACUCUACCUACAGAUGUUCUCCAAUAUGCGAUCCCCCGUGUGAAAAUGGUUACUGUUAUGAACCGAAUAAGUGUCAGUGUAAUGAUGGUUACGCUCGUUCGUCGCUUUACGACCACAAAUGUGACCCGGUCUGUGAACCGAAAUACGUUAACGAACAGAACGGUUUCUGCAUAGCUCCGAAUGUGCUGCAAUGUGAAGAAAACUAUCAUCUAACACGACUCCACCAAAGCAACGUGAUGGGAUGCGAACGGAUCUGUAAUCCCGAAUGUGUCAAUGCUCGGUGUGUGGAAGAAGAUCGCUGCGAAUGUCAUGAAGGAUACGUAGCACGGAAGGAUAUGCCCAACAUAUGUAUGCCUGUCUGUGAUCCACCCUGUGAGAUGGCCCAAUGCAUUGCCCCGAACGUGUGCGAAUGUCACGCAGGACACGAAAAGAACGAAACACACCUCUGUGUACCAGCCUGUGACCCGGCAGUGGUGGACUGUAACAACGGCCGUUGUACAGCAGUGAAUGCAUGCGAGUGCGACGAAGGAUACGCCUUAGAGAUUGGCGAGGACAAGGUAAAACGAUGUGUGCCUGUGUGUGAUCCCCCAUGCAGUUUCGGGUCAUGCUCCAAACCUAACGAAUGUCAGUGCUGGGAGGGUUACAGUGAGUUCCCAACUGCCGCUUCGGUUUGUGAGCCCGUUUGUGUGGAUGGCUGUGAAAAUGGAACCUGUGUGGCGCCUGCAAAGUGUGAAUGUCUCGAGGGAUAUGUGGCUGUUAAUGCGAGUAGUUGCUCGCCUUACUGUGAUCCUGAGGUAGUCGAUUGCGAAACUGGAGGUAGUUGUACCGGACCCAACGAAUGUGAGUGCUUCGAAGGAUAUAAGUUGCAAACGACCAUGCUGCCCGAUCGAUGCAUGCCACAGUGCUCCGAUCUGGCUGAAUUCGCCGAAUGUACAUCGCCGAAUGAGUCUCGUUGUAUAGCGGGAUAUGAAGCUGUAUAUGAGCAGGAUCUAUUGAAAGAAUGUGCUCCAGUCUGUGCACAAGAGUGUGAUAAUGGCACCUGCACCGCGCCUAAUCAGUGCACUUGCUUCGAAGGAUAUACGGCGGGAUAUAAUGAAACCUGUGCUUCAAUCUGCGAGAAGGACUGCGAAGGAAGCAAUGGAGUCUGUGUCGAGAACCUGUGCCAAUGCUUCGACGGCUACAGUAACCUGGUCAACGCAUACACUUGUUCGCCGGUCUGCGAGCGAUGUGAUCAUGGCGAGUGCGUAAUGCCAGACGAGUGCUCUUGUUUCGACGGCUAUGAGAUGAACAACCAGACAGAUACAUGCGAACCGGUGUGCGGGAACUGUACGGAAGAGAUGUACUGCAAGGCACCGGACGAAUGUGCAUGUCAUGGAGACAAGACUCUGACAGUGGACGACCAGAACAACAUACAGUGUGUUUUACCAGCAGAAACCAUGAUUCAGCUGAAGGAUAACUUGGUGUUGUGGGCCAUGAUUGGGAUGAUAGGUGGACUCGCAACACUGUUCGGUAUUGCAUACAUCAUGUACAAAAGAUCUUCCGGUAGCUUCAACACUACAGUAAGAAUGAGUGACAUCAAACUGAUUGAUUAA